AUGACGGACGGCUGUAAUCAAACAGGGGAGCCAUCAUCUGGACCGGCAAAACCACCAACCGUUGAACAUACUGCACAACCAUGGCAGGUACUCGGUCGCUUUCUGGCGUUUCAAAGUCCGAAUCACAAGCUGUGGUGGGACAAGAUGGCUCCCAUUAUCGGGUCUCACUUGAAAGGCACCGAUUAUAGUACCAGCGCUCAAUAUCAACACCUGUUGAUGGUCCAUUCCAAAAUCCUGCCAACCCUCGGCCCGUUUCCAAACCCGGAUAGAACUAAUCUAAUAUGGCCUUCCUGCCUACCGGGGGGUGGAGAGCCAUGGGAAAUCAGUGUCAACUACCAACAAGGGUCAAAGUCCUGUUUUCGAGUGACGGUUGAGCCAAUUGGCCCUAAUGCCGGAACGGAGCGAGAUCCUCUCAACGAGACCAGCGCCAGACAACUUCUGAACGAACUGAGUCGGCUUCAACCCAAUAUUGACUUUGGACUGUUCAACUACUUCGAUGAUGCCAUUACAUUAUCGAACCGUGACGCCCGCAAGUACUGGGAUUCUCUAAGUCAGCACUGGGAUGCUUUGGGGCAGCACCGGGACAAGCCCCAGAAAGUCAUUGCCCUCGAUCUCCAUGAAGGGGGUUCCUUUACAGUGAAACCAUACUUCAUUUCAAUGGUCCGAUCGAUCGCGACUGGGGUUGGCCCUGUCAAAAUCAUGUUGGACUCAGCAAAGUCCUACUGGAAGGCCAGCCCGCUGGCUACCGGCCUGUCCAUGGUGGAUGACUAUCUGGCUGCAACCAAGCAUCCGCUCCUGGAAUCUAAGAGCUUUCUCUCCGUUGACUGCAAAGACCCUAAGAUAUCCAGAGUCAAAAUUUACACCGGGGCCAAUAUAACAUCAUUGGAUGUCGUGUAUGAUUUUUGGUCGUUAGGAGGCUGUCUCCAGGGAAAUGCAAUCAAUGCAGGCUUUGAAAUAGUCAAAAGAGCAUGGGAAACAGUGUUCCCAAAACUAAUGCCAAAUGGAAAGGCAAGAGAGUACAUGACGUUCUGUUGGAAUUGGGAAGUGUCACCGUCCCACCCUGAUCCUGUUCCAAAAGCAUACUUUCUGCUUUCCGAUGACUAUGACAAGCACGUAACCGACGUUGUGGUUGCACUCUUCAAGGAUCUUGGGUGGGAUAGUCAUAUCGCGAGACACAAGAGGUUACAGGAAGAGGCAUGCCUGGAAUAUGAUUUCGAGACCGGAAGCCGGGUCUAUACCUGGAUUGCCAUCGCAUUUUCAGAGAAAACUGGUCCUUAUAUCACCGUUUACGGCAAUUUUGCGGCAGCAUUUUAG
This is a messenger RNA of Arthroderma uncinatum, 1314 nucleotides long. Its product is annotated as aromatic prenyltransferase. Gene Ontology annotation, biological process: alkaloid metabolic process. Lineage: Eukaryota; Fungi; Ascomycota; Eurotiomycetes; Onygenales; Arthrodermataceae. Gene Ontology annotation, molecular function: transferase activity, transferring alkyl or aryl (other than methyl) groups. The coding region runs from base 1 to 1314 and encodes 437 amino acids. The transcript is spliced from 2 exons. The record is from RefSeq and is a predicted model, not a curated record.